CUCCCAUUGUCCCCGAAUCGUCCGCGCUGUUCCCUGCCUCCUACAACUCUCUCCGUCACCGAUUCAGCCGGGUGUCCGCGGGUCGAUCUUGUCUCCGUCGGCCGCCGGUGACAGGAUCUCGAGCCGCCGGCGCAUCAUCGUUUCUCGUCCGCCGCCGUCCCGGUGAGCUUCUAAGCCGAUUUGGCGACGUGCUGCUCCAGCUGCUCUUCACCGUCAGCCACCUCCGUCGCCCUGCUGCACCAACCUCCUCCAGCGACAAGGUUGGUUAGGGUUUGGAGGUCACGCGCGGCACCUCCGUGCUUUGCUUCUGUCCGAUGGCAGACGACGAUGCCGGCGUUCUUCCUCCCUACAUCGAGGAGGACGAGGAGGAGGCCGCGGCGUCGAAGCAGCUGCGCCGCCAGCAGAGCAAGAGGAAGAAGCCUCGGGAGAGGAUGCCGUGGGAGUUCGCCACGCCAGAGGAGGAGGCCAAGGCGGAGGCGAGAUUGGCUCUGGAACGCGAGCUCAUCGUGCACGACCCCAAGACUGGAGACACUUGCUUCACCCGCGUCUGGUUCCUUGACCGCACCAUCUUCGACCUCGACGAAGAGACGCAAUAUGGUCCUAUGCGUUAUGUGAAUUCAACUAUUGGUGAUGACCACAGAUUGGUUGGCUCUUUAAAUGUGCUUUGUCUCAAGAUAAUCUCCUCAGAUGUUGCCUACCCUAUCAAUGUCUAUGGGACCGUGAUAGUCAGAGAUAAUCUUGAUUAUAAAUGCAUCAACAUCUUCCGACGUGACAGAAAUAAUUGCCAGCAAGUCACGUCAAAGAAUGAAGAUCUGAUUCUGACUGGCCCAACUAGAGGAGUUGUUUUCCGUGGUGCAGCUUUCUUUGAGAUAAAUUUGAUGCUAAGAGAAGAUGGAGAGGGCAAUGACAGACAAUUCAGCAAAUUAUUGAUUGAUGUGUUACUUGGCAGAAUAAACUCUAAGGUUUGUAGCAGGACUGUUCCUAGCUGGCUUAGUGAUGUGCAACUGGUAUUUUCAUAUGUUAAAAAUGCACUGGAGGCCACAAUAGAGAUCAAAGUUCUGUCAGGGCCUGAAGUUUUUCAUGGCAAAAUAACUGCUUGCACCACAAAAGUUCCAAACAAUUUUGUGAUGUACGACAGUGAUGUUGGUGGUGGUAUGGCAGUUGAUGAUGACGGAAUUAUCCCACUAUUGCGGCAUGUGGUGGCAGUUUCAGUAGAUGAGAUGCUGAUACUCAAUAUCUGUGCCCAUGGUGCUGAUCACAGUGGUAACAUGUCGAGUUGUCUGAGGAAGUUCACUCCAGUGAUUAAAGGUGCAGAUGAGGAUGAGUUUAGCUGUGGUCCUUACAUUAUGCGAAUGGAAGUUAUCUGGUCAACCUUGUUUUUACCACGAGGGUAAAUCAGGAGCAUGCCCAUAUGUGAAUUUUUCCAUAACUUCGUAGUCAUACUGGACUCAGCUAUAAUUAACAUGUUAAGGUACUUGCCAUGUCAUAGCAUGAAGCCGUGGCUAUGUAUUUAUCUUAGCUAGUUUUUUGGACUUGUAAUAUGUAGUGUGCAACUGGGGCCAUUGUUAAGCUUAAGCGCAUGUGUUGUGUCUCCUGUGUUAUGUGUGCCAUUUGAUUCAUCA
Molecule: messenger RNA, 1622 nt
Organism: Lolium perenne
Lineage: Eukaryota; Viridiplantae; Streptophyta; Magnoliopsida; Poales; Poaceae
Source: RefSeq, a predicted model, not a curated record